CCCACUUCGUCCAGGCAGCGCGUCUUUCCUUUCCACUCGUAAUAGGCAUGCUCAGCAGAAGGGCGCUGUGCAGUGCUCUCAGCGUCUGAAGCUGGGCGCAGGGGAACUGCAACGGCCGCGCCAAGCAUCUACUAGUGAUGGCCUCCGCCGAGCUGUCGUUCCACCAGCAGCGCUGUGCGUAAGCGACACAAGCAACACCUUUGCCCCCCCCCUGCUGCCACGAAGGACAGAGAGACACGCACCACCAUGUACAGUGUGGAGGACCUUCUCAUUUCUCAUGGAUACAAACUGCCCAAGACAAGCGUCCCCUGCCCCUCUUCAACCUCAUCCGCCACCACGCCUUACGACAAGAAGCUCCACACCGCCAGCGAGUGCCAACGUGACGUCCCAGCGCCAGAGAUCCUGAGGCCUGCUCGUGGCGGAUCGCUGAAUGCAUAUGAGCAGGCUGCUGACAGGGGGGUCUGCGUCUUCAGCAGCAGCCGGCAGGCGCUACUGGCGAAGGGCUACCCCAACGCCGCUGACAAUGAGAGUGGCGGGGAAAAGAACCAAAGGAGAAAAGAACCUGGCAGCGGUAACCUAGGUGACAGCCUAGCACAGCCCCUGGGUGAUUCUCUCGCCACGGAUAGCGGGUUCUACGACGCACCCAGUUUGACAUAUUCUGAGCAGAUUGAGAGAAGAGAGCAGUUGGACGAAAGGGAUGUCUCCUACUGGAGGAGGAGGGGCCAGGAUUUCAGUGUUCUUCUGGAUUACGCCGAUGGCCGGGAAUUGAGGGCAUCUGCUGGCUUUCUGAAGGCCUCAGAGGCAGCAUGGCGACCACAGGCCUUGAUUGCAGAGGACCACAGGGUGGAGAAGGAGAGGACACAGCAGCAACAGAAGCCACUUUGGGAAGACACCUCUAUCUCCUGGCUGAGAGAGGCCGAUGCUGCUCCUGGACAGUUGAGGGUCAUGACAGGGGUAACUGGGGAGCGGAAAUGCCAGAGCCUGGGCACAGAGGAGUGGAAGCCUGCAGUCGGGCUGGGGAGGCAGCUGUCGGAUGGGGAGGGUGAGAGGUGGGCCCAAGAGCAACUGCAGCGCCUAAGGACACCAGAGAGUUCUGGUUCUCUCCUUCCCAGAACCAGAGGGAAGUCUCAGUCCCUCCCCAGGGUGCUGUCGCCUGAUGGAACUACUGAACCCACAGACACACAGUCCAGCUUGGUCAGUGUCCAGCUUCGACCAGGCCAGGUUGAUAGACAAAGAGUUAACAGCACCGUCUUUUCCGGGCCUUACAGUCGGUAUUACCACAGCGCUGCAGUUGGCCGGGACCGGUGGGCCAGGAAUAGUUGGCAAAGCGGUGGUCAAGUUGCACUUUUACCAAAGCCCAGGUUCAGCAGGCCUGUCAAGCCUCCGUCUUACGAGAUACACCAGCAGACUAGGGGUAGCCAGGAGACGCUCGCUCUAGCUGUAAUAGAUCAGCAAGGGGCGUCCAAACAACACAUAGAAAACAAGCCUGUCUAUUGCCCAAGGGGUGGAGAAAUGCAAAGACAAGAAUAUUUGGCACAACAUUCUGCUAUCUUUGGCAUGGAGCCCCCUGGUUACAUCCCGCCCCCGUCUUAUAAGAGAGCCCCACCCCCAAUCAGGGGAGUCCCAAUAAAUCGCAACGAAGUCAUGAACUAUAGGUGGAGGGGGGAGAUGCAGAUACAGAUGCCUAUGAGCUCAGAGGCGCGAAAGUGGUUUUCCAGACAGACAGGAGGGUCGUGGCUGGAACAUUAUGGGGAUCGAGGUAUAUCCUACCGGAAACAGGUUAACCCUAACCCAAACCUUAACCCUGGAUACAUGGAGGAACAUCUAGGGCAUGUUCACUAUUUACCCUUUGAUGAUCCACGAGUGAGACAUAUCUCAGGAGGGCCUGGCGGAAAUUCUCUCACUGACUCUGACAAGUUGAUCCGAAACAUUAACAAAGAGAUUCCCUGCGCUAAGGUUUUUGGACAAUCUACACAUGAUAGUGCCUUCCCCCCCCAACAGGGGCUAUCUCUCAACACCGACAGCCGCAAAACAUCUCUCAAUGACAACGACAGUAGUAGUACUAGAUGGUGCAACAGGGGUUUAAUAAACAAAGGAAGUUUAGACAGUGUUGCUCCAGAUCAGAACUCAGCUUUUCAGGUUAGACUGCCUCAGCAGCAGGUCAGGCAUGUAGACCAAGGUCAAUGUGUGUCAGAAAAUGUAACUAUAGUGAAAAAAUCUGUCAAUGAGUCUGGCUACUCAGAGAAAGAGAAAUCAAGAAAGCCUGACUUAGAGAAAGCUGAGAAGGCAGAGAAACCAGAAAAAAAGAGUGUAAAAAAGAAACUUAGUGAGACGAUAUUCUGUUUGGUGUCUGUUCCCAUCGCUCCUACACCGGGGGCUAUAUCCCGUGAUCAAAAUAACAACGACGAGAAGCCGCCAAGCCCAGUCAGGCCACCUAGCCCACUUCGUCCACCAAGCCCAGUCCGGCCACCAAGCCCAGUUGACAGUCCGAGUGAGAACAAAACAGGCCACUUAACAAACCAAAGUCUCCAAAGCACAUCUUCAGCAGAAGCUGAGCUGCAAGCACUAACCGGUAGCAUAGCUAGCAGCAGAUCAAGCAGCAAAAUAGUGAGAAAACCACAUUUUAAGCCUCCAAAAAUAAACCAUCACAAGGAGCUAAAACUCUCUGGUUCCUGGCCUGGUAACCAAUACCGGGACCAGGAGACCCAAACUAGUCCAGAGGCCCGGAAACCUCAUCCUCCCCCUCCUCCAGGUCCUGAAAACAAGGAAGCACAAGACCCUCACGUUCCUGCCCCGGGCUCUUCUGACGUCAUCACCCCAGACCCCAGCAGUGUGGGCAGCACUGCAUUCAGCUAUUCCAUAAAAGGGGUGAAGAGCCUGAAACCAUCCAGCAACAGCGCCUUUUCCAGAACAGCCACUUUCUCAAUCUCCAGCCAGCUGAACAAGAGCACAGCUCAGCCGCCAGCAGCAGCUGCACCACCACCACCACCACCACCACCCUCAGGAAACAUGAUGGAGGAGGCCAAACCAGCAGCAGCCUGCAGUGGGCAAGAGGCUUUCGGUCAGUUCCUGCUGAAGCCCGUCAGCAGGCGGCCAUGGGAUGCCAUCGAGGAGCUAGAGACUAUCAACAAAGAACUCCAGGAUCAGCAGCAACAGCAGCAGAGCAGCAAGAGACCCAGUGUUGACCAGUGCAUCGAGGACCUUAAUGAGGCCUACAAAGACAUCCUAGAACUAGGCACUGCCAGCAAUAAUGUUCACAACAAUGGCGGUGCUGUACAGAUCCCAGAGCGGAUCAAGAUAAGGCUGGCGGGGGAGGUGGGCCUCAGCAAACCCAGCAGCCUUAGGCGGAGUAUAGAGAGCUGGACUGUGGCUGUUGACCCAGAGUACAGGGAGGUUAAGAGCGCCUUCUCCAGACCUGCUGAAAGAAAGUCUGUGACUUUCAGCAAGCAGCUAAGAGAGGAGCUCCCCGUCCCGCCACGCGAGCCUACGGGUUUCAGAGAAUACAGGGUUGUUUCGAAUUUGUCACAGAGGAGAAGUAGCUGCAGUGGCAGGACGGUGAAGCUUGACCUCGCUUCACCUUCAGAGACGCCGCCGCCUUGUGACUUCACUGGUCCUAGUGACUUCACUGACGACUCUUGUGAUCCAAGCGAGACCAGAGACUUUAGCCCAACAACGCCGCUAACGCACACCGCAGCCGAGGUUCCCUGGGCAGAUAGGCAACCAAUGCAGGAUGCCUCCACACUUACAAGUCCCCCUGACUAUGAGGACAUAUGCCAGUCUUUACAAAAGACCCGAGACUCAGACAAAAUGUUGAUGGCCAAAUCUAAAUCUGGUGGUGGUAGUGGCAAUACAGAGUCUCCGGGGGGCGCCUUUGUAGACUCAGAAGAGGAAUGCCCCAUUUGUAAAAAAGAGAGUGAGAGCCAGAUGACCAGACCAAGCCCAAUGUCACCACUCCAAGAGGAGUCAAGCCCAGACUUAUCUGAUCAAAGUAGCGCAACAAUUGUCGGCGACAGUGGCAGUCCACAUGUUGCUGAAGCAUCUGAAGAACCGGCUGAGGAUGAAGACAUGAAGAAAUCCCCUGAAUAUGUCUCAAAUCAUUCAGAGACUCAAACUUUAUGUCCCGAUUGGAGUGAACAACUGUCACUUACAAAUGAGAAUGUGGGUGAGACUAGUGCUGCUGCUGAGAUGACCAACCAAAACCAAGCUUUAGCAGUGGCAGAGGACCUCAACAAUUUAUACGUAGUGAUAAGUUCAGAUGAAAUUCCAGAGAAUGAAUCCAUAGAGGAGAGGGCAGCCAGGAUUUUAGGGAUUGACGUGCCAGUAGAGUCCUUAGUCACAGGGGAGGACAGGGUUAGCGAGACAGCGACAGAGGACAUUGAAUUUAAAGAGAGUGGACCUACUGCUCGAGAGGAACCAGCAGAAAGCAGCAGUGCAAGGGAACAAACAGUAGAUGUGAGAGCUGUAGAAACUGACAGGCAUGAGGCAAAAGAGAAGGAUCCACCACAGGAUACUCCGGAGCGCAUCAGGAGUGCCAAAAGGACCCAUCUGGGUCGAGAAACUCAAGGUAUGCAAGAGUUUCCACCUGACAGACUACCGCUUUCCAUUCCCAUCAACCCCGACCUUAAGCUGUCCCACAGUCUGGAGGGAGAGAGGAGGGCCAGAGGCCCCUCACAGCGUAUAGAAGCUCUGCAGGAUAAGCUGUCUGCCUCGCCCAGCCACCGGGUGGCUAUGGAGCGCCUGGCACGGAUGAAGGAAGUGGACUCAGUGUCGCGCAUGAGGCGUCUCAGUAUAAGGAGCACUGACUCUGGGGAGACCGACGGGGCGGAGGGGUUUGCCAGGGAUUGCAGUGGGCAAGUGGAAGAGCUCACCCUCCCUGCUCCCUUGCAGAGGGGUACAGUGGAUGACAGAGAUGCGUCUGAAGAUGCAGUGUUGCAAAAAGAGGAGGUGUCACCUCUCUUAGAGGCCUACGACCCAAGCCAAGUGGAGAAAGUGUAAAGAGACUAAGAUGCCCAUCAUCUUUCUCCACGUGAGGUUUAGCUCCCUCCAACACUGUGACCUGGCUGCCCACUAGAAUGCCUUCAUCUCAUCCCAACACAGAAAUGGCCUUCUUCUCCGACAAGAGCAUUGUGUACACCCUCAUCCUCGGCUUCGUUCAGUACUAACAGUACCAAGUGUUCUACUGCCAGAAGGGAGGUGUCCCCCCACCUAGGGGCAGCUUCCAACUAAACCCCCUUCUCCUCCCCACAAACCCGUUUCUCUAAUUGGGUUUUUUCCACUAGUGUGUGUCACUUAAGGCACCCUACUGACUCUGUAGUGCACCACUUUUAUGCUGGUCCCUGCUUAGGCGGUGCGUUAUUUGGAGAAUUUGGUGCCAUUUGGGACUGUACUCCUAGUCUUCUUGUAGCGGCUUGUCUUUCUCCUUUUAUUGUACUCUCCCAGAUGCUUUUUAUUGGCAGACAUUAUGCAAUUCUGUCAAGCGUAUAACAACAACAAAAGAUCCAUAGUGAAUACGGUUUGUUGACUCAUCAUUCACAUGCUGUAUGAAUCUGUUUGUUUAUGGGCGAGCUGUUUAGAUACGAAUGUAAGCACCUGUGUUAUACACAACAAAGUAGACAUAGGGAGAAUAAUUGUUAUAAAAGCUGUUCUGUUACAUUCAGAGUCGAUACACCAAAUUAGUUGCAUUUGAUUGUUAUUAUGGAGAGGUGAGAAGAAAUGUAUUAUAGAGGAUAUCUAUGUCUUUGGCUCAAUAACUGUUUUCCUUUUCAGAAUUUAUCAAUCAAACAAUCGAUCAAUCUAUUAUUAUUUUGAUACACUGUGGCCUGUCUGUCUCAUUGCUUUCAAACUCUAUAUUCAUAACCCAUGAGGCUCAGAGAACAGUCUCUUUACUUACUGUAUUUUUCAUACUGGUAAAUCAGUCAUGUAUUCUGUGAGGCAUUGGUUCUACGUUAUGGGGGAGGGGGGUUUCCUAGUCUGACUGGCAGCAUGUUUGUUUUAUAUUGCCAACUCCUUUUCAUUCACUUAGUGGCUUACAUGGUUGGGGUCAAUUCCAUUCAAAUUCCUGUCUAUUCACAAAAGUGACAUAAUUACAAUUCAAGGUUUUCCUAAUUGAAAAGCAUAAAAGAGAAAUGUAGUUGUGUUUUCAGCACACUUCCUGAAUUGGAAUUGACCCAAACCUUGUUGAAUUGAGAAUGGGCAGUAGAGUCGGCAAAAACCACUCUGGAACGAGGUGUUGCCUUCCGUAUCCAGAUCCAUAUAUAUAGACAUAUAUAGACAUAUAUAUGUGGUGUUAUGCUCUAUUUCCCCAGGUAAUUUCAGGAAGCAAUAAUGGUAUGGAGUGUGGUAGUUUGAAUAGUUAACAAGAACGAUAUGGGAACAGCAAUAUUGCCAGAUAAACAGUCAGUGGAGCUGGGAAACAUUGCCAAAUGUGUUACUGUACUCAUCUCACAUGGCACACCAUUCCCUAUAUCAGGGAUGGGAAACUGGUGGCCUCUUUUUGUAUGACCGCUGAUCAGUCUUCAAAAAUGUAUUGUAUUUUGUACAGUAUAAACAUACUGUUGAAAGCUAUUUCUUUUUUACGUUGGUCUAGCGGUCAACUAUCUAAAAAUGUGUAGUGAUCUUGGUCAAAUGGCCUACCGGAGGGGCUCCAUUGAUUUUGCGUGUCGCGUAAAUGAACUAGAAACAUCUCUCCACCCUAUGGCAGAAAGUGUCGAAUUGCAGGAGAUUGUGUAGAACAACAUUUUGCUUCGGGACCCUAAAAAGCUAGGAUCAGUGUGUGUAUUUAUGGGAGUUUCUCUGUGGUCCCCAUCCCAAUCGAAGAUGUCCAUCUCUGCCCUACAUAGUGCCCUACGUUUGCCCAGAGACCCAUGGGCCCUGGUUAAAAGUAAUGCACUAAAUUGGGAAUGGUGUGCAAUUUGGGAUGGACCAUUUUGACAAGUCAUUGUUUCAAUCACCCUGUAGGUACAUUGCAGUGUGUCAGGGUACAUUGGUGUGUACUGUGGGCGGGUGCUCAUCUCAUUGGAAAUAUCAGUGGCCGUUCAUGUGUAUCAUGUGAAGAAACUACGUCUGUGGCUGAAAUGGCAUGCUAUUCUGUACUGUGUACACUACUCUUCACCAGGGCAUAAUAGGGCUCUGGUCAAAAGUAAUGCGCUGCACAGUGAAUAGGGUGCUUUUGGGACACAGUCUACAUUUCACAAAAUAUUUAUUUUUGUUAUCAUUCAAUUGUUAAUCAGUUUGCAUAAUGUACAAAAUAAAGUAUAUUUUAAAUAUUUUAAGAGAUAUUUUGUAUUUUACCAUUCUAUUUUAUUUCUCCACACUUUGAUCACAUGUUGAAGUAUCAUAAUGUCUGUACAGUACCAUAAUGAGAGUAUAUAAUUUUCUAGUGCUUAAAAAAAAACUAGAUUGACAUAAAGAGGGAUGACCUUACAUGCAAAGCUGUCUGAAGUGUGCCUUGAUCACACGGUCGUUCUGUUUAGUGACAAGAUGAGGGUUUAUCUUUUUGAGUCUUGAUGGGAAAUUCUGAUCAUGCCAUGAGUUCCUAUUUGUAGUUCUCACAUGCUGUCAGAAAAACAGUUGAACCUUUUUGAUGUUGGACGCUCUUAAUGAUAUUUGAUACAUCAAUCCAUCUCAGCUUUGUUCUUACGUUUAUGGUCUGCUAUAAACUGCAGUGUUCUGGUCAAUUCCAUUUCAAUUCAGGAAGCAAACUCAAUUUUUUUCUCAAUAAUUCAGAAUGGUAAACAUUUUGAAUCAGAAUAUUAGUUCAUGUCUGUAAUUUUCAGUGUAGAAAUGGAAUUGACCCAAACCCCUUCUGACCCGUCAUAUUUUUGUCUUUGUACGUCUUCCAAGCCAAAUCAUGUACUGUUGUUUUGUCGCUGAUUCAUAGCAACAUGUUUAGAAAUAAAAACAAAAAAAUCAAUUAUUUUAUUCAUGCAACUUUAAAUUUCUUUCUACAUUGAGAAAUGUGUUAGAUUUUUAGCCUGCUGUCAGUUAUACAAUGGUUAGUGAAGGGUGUAUAAUGCAUUGAUAAAGGUGCACAUUAAUGCUGUUUGUCAGGUGAACACAUUUACUGUUCAGUCACAUAGUUUUAUAUUGUAUAAUGUGAUGUAGCAUUAUUGCAGUUGUAGCAUUUAAUUGACUUAGAACUUUGUCUUAACUACGCUUCUAUUUCUGACCAACAUAUUUGCAUUUUCUUGAAUAAUCAUGUCGCCUUAGGCAAUUUUGUGCAUUACAUUAUUCUUAGGGCAAUGCCAAAUAAUUACUAAUUGCACAUGUUUCAUAAUAUUUGGUUCUACAAAAACGUAUUCCGCCAUUUCUUAUGCCUGAAGGGUGGCAAUGUUAACUGUGUAACUACAUAGUGACUGCUUUUCAGUUUCAUUUGUGUGCCUGGGUAAUUCAAAAGUCAGGAGAACAGUGAAGUUAGUCCAACAUAAUACAGACUUCCUAAAACGCACAAACUCCCAUUUAAAAUAACCAUAGGCAAAAACUAAAAUGUAAUUCAGUAGUUCAUUGAUGAAUUAGGGUCACCAAUCAACAUGUUUGAUCAAUGUUAUGUUAUUAAAAGAAAACCUGUGGAUAGCUUGGCCACCCGCUUUGGCCGCCUGCGUUUCAUUUGAAUGAAGUAGCCUGCCAUUCUCAAGACUUUUGCUUGACAGUAAGGAAGGUCUCAGGCUUAAGAACUAAACUGCCCCUCGAUCACGCCACUAAAAUGGCCGUUACGGAUCACCCUGUAGCUACUCCCCAUGAAUUGGCAUGCUUGAUUAAACUGGAACUUGGUGUCAUUUGACUUUUUGUACUGCAGGUUAUGUGCAACAUGUAAUUAUGCACACUUGUUGUAAUAUUUUCUAUUUUCAUAUGAGAUUUAAUUCAGUGCUUUUUGUACUCACUGACAUCUUUUUUCUUCCUUGCAUGAAAUGCAACAGAGAGGAGAAAAAAUGUUUUUGCACACAGUGUAUUCGCAUUUGCUACUCUCCAGUAGUCAAAGGAACCAAUGGGCAACCAUUACCUUUCAUAAUUUUAUUUACAAACUAUGCCAAGUAUUUAAAUGCUAUUUUUAGA
Molecule: messenger RNA, 9051 nt
Organism: Esox lucius (northern pike)
Lineage: Eukaryota; Metazoa; Chordata; Actinopteri; Esociformes; Esocidae
Product: junctional protein associated with coronary artery disease
Exons: 4
Coding region: 247-4995 (1582 amino acids)
Biological process (GO): positive regulation of blood vessel endothelial cell proliferation involved in sprouting angiogenesis
Cellular component (GO): ruffle membrane; adherens junction
Source: RefSeq, a predicted model, not a curated record